Insectozyma verbasci is the source of this 1230-nucleotide messenger RNA. NCBI's taxonomy places the organism in Eukaryota, Fungi, Ascomycota, Pichiomycetes, Serinales, Debaryomycetaceae. The record is from the annotation of a GenBank genome assembly.
AUGUCAUCAUCAGCUCCAAGAACUAAACCAUGGGAAGUAUCUUCUGGUACUUCAGCUGCUUCUGCUACAAAUAACACUAAUCCUAUUACUGCGACGACAAAUAAUACAACAACAGCUAAUAAUAAUCAACCUAGUAUACCUGAUAAACCAAGUUCCUUAACGUCAGAAUUCAAUACAAUGGCUGAUUCACAACCUUAUGGAUCUUCUUCUUAUAAUACAACUGGUUACGGUUCAAGGUAUGGUUCAGGUUAUGGCUCAGGAAUGUAUGGCUCAGGAAUGUAUGGUUCUGGUUAUGGUUCAGGAAUGUAUGGUUCUUCGAUGUAUGGUGGGUAUGGAUCUGGGAUGUAUGGAGGAGGAAUGUAUGGUGGUAGUGGAAUGUAUGGGAAUAAUAUGAUGAUGGGUCAAGGAGGAAUGGCUGGUGGCUUAGGUGAAGGUACUCAAGCAACUUUUCAAUUAAUUGAAAGUAUAAUUGGUGCGGUUGGUGGAUUUGCUCAAAUGUUAGAAGCUACAUAUAUGGCUACUCAUUCGUCUUUUUUCACUAUGAUUAAUUUAGCUGAACAAUUUGGUAAUUUAAAAAAUGCCCUUGGUUCAUUAUUAGGAAUAUUUGCAUUAAUUAAAUUAAUUAAGAAAUUUUUCUAUAAAAUAACGGGUCAAAAUUAUAAUAAUGGAUUGAAUUUAUCAGAAUUUUCAAAAUUUGAAAAACAACAAAAGAAACUAGAAGAUAAUUUGAGUAAACAAAAAUCGUCAAAAAGAAUUUCAUUCAAACCAUUGCUAUUAUUUUUGGCUGCAUCUAUUGGAUUUCCAUAUUUAUUAAGUAAAGCAAUACAGUUGAUCAAUGAACAAAAUCAAAGAAAAAUACAGCAGCAACAACAACAACAACAAGGACAAGGACAAUUUCCUCCAGGUUCAUUAGAUCCAUCAAAUUUACAAUUUGCUAAAACUUUAUAUGAGUUCAAUCCAGAGAAUCCUCAAAUUGAAAUCGAAUUAAAACCAAAUGAGUUGGUUGCAAUUUUAUCAAGAUUAGAUCCUUUAGGUAAUGAAAGUAAAUGGUGGAAAGUUAGAUCAAGAAGUGGUAAAGUUGGUUAUGUACCAUCAAAUUAUUUAUCAGUUAUUGAAAGAAGAAAAGAUGCAAAAAUGAUUCAACAAAAUCCACCACAACAAGAACCAGAACAACAACCUUCACUAGAGAAGGAAAAUUUUCUUAAAGAUUUCAAACAAUUUAAUAAUUAG